CGCGUUCGCACCCAGUGUCUCAGAAUGGGGCAGUCCGUCUUCUCACUUACGAGACUUACGAGAUUUAAGAAAUAAGAAUUUUGCAUUUGUAUUCUAUGACAUAACUUUUGCUGUAGCCAUUACGCCAGCCAAUACACGCUAAUAAAAACCGAAAUGUUACCCAACAUUUUUAUUAUUCUGAACGGAUUUUUUUAACAAUUCCAUCUCCAAUAAAAACAUUUAACACAGCGUACGUGCCCAUAAAAACGGUUUCGGGGAGAUUUUAAAAUUCGCACGCUUUUUCUAACGUUAUUUUAUUUUUAUUAUGUGUAUGAUAGUGAUGUUGUUUUUUCUGGUGAGAUGCGGAACGUCGCAGUAUUUUGACGAGCAAUUCUUCAACGAAAACCGCGGUGUAGCCAAGGUCGUGGUGGAGGCUCUUCAGGACUGGAAGUUCGACGGCCAGCUGACCCUCGACCUGAAGAAGGAGAACCAGGUCCUGCUCAACAGGACCAUGUCGCUGCUCAUCAAGUACAUCGUCAAAAGGGAAGUGGACAACUACAGGAAUCGGCGAGCAGAAGCUGUCAGCCGGAAGAUCUACUCGGCACUCAUCAUGAAACUCAUUGACAUAGCCCGAGAUCUACCCAAGAACCAAUCGGCCACUUACCGCAUAGACACAGCACACCACUACUACAUGUCCGUGGAGUCGCGUGACCUUCACGAUGAGAUCGCCGACCGACAAGUGUUCCACGUGUGCGCGCGGCUCUACGACAUCAUGCUAACUGCGCCCAGAAUUCUAAGCCAUCUGGGAAGAAUAGAUCUCCUAACGCCCAGGGUUCUAGUGCGCAAGCUGCAGGACAUCGAAGUCAGACCUGUGCAUCUUGGAGCACUUCUUGUUAUACAGUACCACCUCCGACGCACAGUCAACUACGCCAUCCAAAACAACAUUCUCGAGACCCUCAGCGCCGAGCCCCGCAUGGUCGGCCCUAAGGUCAUCGGGACCCUAAAGGACCUGGCCGCUCUUCUGUUACCGGUGGUCGAAAUGCUGGAUGUCCACCUGGCACAUUCGAGUCCUAUGUUCAAAGAUACAUGCCCGUCUACGUGGCUUGGCAUUGUCCAUAAUAAAUAACUCUAUGUAUUUUAUUAUCGCCUGGUA
Molecule: messenger RNA, 1132 nt
Organism: Cydia pomonella (codling moth)
Lineage: Eukaryota; Metazoa; Arthropoda; Insecta; Lepidoptera; Tortricidae
Exons: 6
Coding region: 305-1105 (266 amino acids)
Source: RefSeq, a predicted model, not a curated record